GAAAACCCCCAAGAAGUGGCUCGUAGCUCGCGUUGCUCGCUUGCGUGUCGGUACGGUAAAGUAGACUUGGUGCAAAGUGACUUUACUGAGCUAGGGCGGCGUUUAGGACAGGCAGACCCUUUGGAUUGUGUGUGAUUUAUUUUGUUGUUGUCGUUAAGGAUACGUUCUAAGAUCACGCACCACCAUGCAAGAACUGACCAAAAAGCUGGCCUUCCUCUACCCCACCUACGUGCUCGCCAUCGUCUCCAUAGGCUACAUAUGCGGCGAGCUGGGCCACUACCUCAUAGGCGUCACCAGCAAGGCCAUCGCCGAGGACUUGCACUUCGGGGACAUCGCCUGCCAGCUGAACAACACUGAGGUCUACCUCAGCGAGCUGCCGGUCCGCUGCUCCACCGCCAACGACUCGGAGACGUGCUAUUCCUACACGCUGAACGGGACGCCGUACUGCGAGUGGAACUACAACGGCCUGGGGCUGGACUACCAGAUCUUAGCUGGGCCGAGCUUCAUAGCCGUCUUCACCGUGGUCGGUGUUUUGAUGGGCUUCUUGGCGGACAAGUUUAACAGGGUAAAAAUGUUAGCAGUAUGCACAGUAAUCUUCGGCGUGGCGAUAAUCUUGAGUGGAGGUGUAAACGAAUAUUGGCAGCUGGUUUUGCUAAGAAUGAUUAUGGCUGCCGGAGAAUCCGCCUGUAAUCCUUUGGCAACGGGUAUCCUUUCGGAUAUAUUCCCUGAAGAAAAGCGAGCUUUGGUUAUGUCCGUCUUCAACUGGGGCAUCUACGGUGGAUAUGGUAUCGCUUUCCCUGUGGGUCGCUACGUGCCCCCAUUGAACGCCUGGGGUCUCGGCUGGAGAGUCGCCUACUACGGAGCGGGUAUCGUGGCCAUAAUCCUCGCCUUCCUGACCUGGUUCACCUUGAAAGAGCCGACGAGGAAAACCAUCGGGGAAGGCGACAACCAAAACAACCCCGACGCCAAGAAGAUCACCAUUUGGGACAUAAUCGUCGAUCCUAGGAUCAUCCUGCUGUGUUUCGCGGCUUCCAUACGCCACUGCGGCGGCAUGUGUUUCGCUUACAACUGCGAUCUGUACUACCAGCUUUACUUUCCCGAUUACGAUUUGGGUUGGUGGCUAUUUGCCGUGACCAUCGUCAUAGGCUCCAUAGGCGUAGUGGUGGGAGGGGUGGUGUCCGACAAGAUCGUGGCCAAAAUGGGUAUCAGGUCUAGAUGCGUCGUGCUGGCAGUGAGCCAGAUCGUCUCCACGCCUUUCGCCUUUGGAAGCGUUUACUUUACUCCUACUUAUGCUAUGAUAUCACUAGGGGUGUCAUAUUUCUUUGCCGAGAUGUGGUUUGGAAUCCUCUUUGCCAUGGUGGUAGAGAUCGUGCCUCUAAAAGUACGAUCAACCACGAUAGGCGUAUUCCUUUUUGUGAUGAACAACAUCGGUGGAAAUCUCCCCAUAGCCGUCGAGCCAGUGUCCAAAGCUUUAGGCUACAGGGAGAGUUUGUACAUAUUCUACGCUGGAUGUUACGGUUUCAGUUCUAUACUUUUCCUCCUUACAACCUUCCUUAUGGAAGGUCCGAAGAAAGACAGUCCCGCUCCACAGAAAAAUCUCUCUGGGGUCGACAACGUGGUAUUCACCAGCGACGAAACCAACAUGCCCACCAUCACAGCUCUAGUGAUGAACACCAAGAGGCCGACAACGGAGAGCAGUAGAUUAUAAAUGUAAAUAAAUACGAGAAUGUUACUGUUACCUGUACGUUUAGGGACAUCCAAGAAUAAUUACAGGGCAUAAGGAGCGUGAUACCUUAAAUUAUGACAGAAUAUUCCUGAAAAGUGUUGUUAAAUCGAGUUUAAGUAUUAAUUUUUGUCACGAUGAAGAGAGGUAAGACGGAAGAAAGGAAAAGCGAUAAAAAGCUUCUCUUUUACCAUUUUAUUAUAAACAACAGACUUUUGCCUUUACGUUUUUAUAAUGAAGAUGUUAUACGUUUCGAUAUUGUUUUUUUUUUUAAUAAAAUCAAUUCAAUUUCUUUUAUUUAUUAGUUAUAAAAGUGUCAGGCGUUGGAAAUAAAGCUUGCCCGAUGUAGAGACUGUAAAAACUGUUAAAAAACAUUUUAUAAAAGUGAAUACUCAGGAAAGGUUAAGAAACUUUACUAUUACAAAAUGGCACCACACUGUUUUCUCCAGAAAACAGUGAAGACAUAUAAAAUUUUUUAAUCUCUUAAGAGAAAAUUUAUUUUUCAACAAAAUACAUUACAAUUUUCUUCUGAAGCAUCGUUAUAUUAGAUACUAGGCCUGAAAAAUGUAUGAUUUAUGUCUCUCCACUUGUAUCACUUUAUCUAUUGUGUCUGCUGCUCGGACAGGGUUUUAUUUUUUUAUUUGUCGGAGAUUGUGAUUCCAGAUCAUUUUCGAUCUUCAUGUAAUUUAUGUAUUUUAUAAAAAACUAUGAAUAGUGUACAAAGUUAAUUUAUUUUCAAUAUACUCAUACUGUACAUGAUUAUUUGAUGUUAUAAUUUUAUUUAAGUUAAAAAAUAAAUAUUAAA
Messenger RNA from Anoplophora glabripennis (Asian longhorned beetle), 2528 nucleotides. Its product is annotated as putative metabolite transport protein HI_1104. Gene Ontology annotation, cellular component: membrane. The record is from RefSeq and is a predicted model, not a curated record. Gene Ontology annotation, molecular function: transmembrane transporter activity. The transcript has 7 exons. The coding region runs from base 185 to 1708 and encodes 507 amino acids. Gene Ontology annotation, biological process: transmembrane transport. Lineage: Eukaryota; Metazoa; Arthropoda; Insecta; Coleoptera; Cerambycidae.